This is a messenger RNA of Triticum dicoccoides, 1755 nucleotides long. RefSeq lists its product as uncharacterized. Lineage: Eukaryota; Viridiplantae; Streptophyta; Magnoliopsida; Poales; Poaceae. The transcript has 2 exons. The record is from RefSeq and is a predicted model, not a curated record. The coding region runs from base 772 to 1392 and encodes 206 amino acids.
UUCGCCUCACUCCCGAAUCUUUCUCCACAGUCAUGGCGGCGGCGGCGGCGCAGCCACACCCAGCAGAUUAGUCGUCUCCCCUGAGUACCAAUCCAGAACAAUGGAAAUGCUUCUUGCCUCCACGGACUCCUCCGCCGAGCCGAACCGUCCAGGCGGCGGCGGUGAUGCCGGCGAUGACCGGCUGAGCGCGUUGCCGGACGACCUCCUCCGCGCCAUCCUGUCGCGCCUCAUGGCCCAUCAGACGGCGCGGACGUGCGUGCUGUCCACGAGGUGGCGGCACCUCUGGCGCACCGUGCCGCGCCUCGACAUCCGCCGUGGAUAUAGCCACUGUUUUGACGACUUCACGGCCAACCUCCUGCGCCGCCAUGACUUGACGAUCCUGCAAGAGCUCCGGCUGCACGCUACCGACGCUAUCGUCGGCGACGUUGGCUCCGCCGCGAGAUAGGUCGAGAUGCAUGGCCUCACGGGCUCAAAAGCUUGCAUCUUUCCUGCGUGGACCUGGAACUGAAUGAUCUUGCGAGCCACAUCAGUUCCCCCCGCUGCCCUGCUCUGGAGCAAGUUGAGCUCCAAAACUGCGGCUUCUUGCUCUCCGGGAAUAUCAAGAUCGCUUCCUCCUCGCUCAAGACAUUGGUCAUCAAUGGCGACCACACGGUGGAUGAGGAUGAUGACCUUGAUGAAGAUUUCAGGUUGAUUAUAGACGCCCCUGCUCUUGUUCUUCUCCGCCUCGAUGGCGAGGCCCAUCAUAUUGUUGAUACAACUCAACCACAUAAUAUGCCGUCUCUUGUCGAUGCGUCGAUUAAGCUGUGCUGCCUCGAUGAUGACAUGAAGCACCAAUUGGGCAUUCUUGGCGCGCUGUCCAAUGUGACAACCCUGCACUUGUCGCAUUUGAAGGUCACGGUAUGCCUUGAUACCCACUUUCAUUUAUUUUGCAUCUCCUUAAUUUAUCUGGAGGCAUUCAAACAUAACAAAAUCACUAUCUAUCUAUCUAUCUAUCUAUCUAUCUAUCUAUCUGGGUUUCAGUUGUUGCUCAAUGAGAGUCAUGCGUAUCUUCCUCCGUUUAUGUUUGAGAACCUGAGAACCUUGUUCCUGGAUGGGUGCCAUAUAAGCGAUGACUUCCUUGGGCUGCGGCAAUACCUGCGCAACUCACCUAACCUGCACAAGCUCAGUUUGUGCCGUUGCAAGGUCUCGGAUUCCCAACCUACAGAGGAGGUGAAACAACGCCGCCAGUCAUAUUCUCAGGACCUGGCGCAUUUCCAGUGCAACAACCUUAGGCUUACUGAAAUCAUGUACCGAGACGGUGAUGAAGCUUUCGUCCCUCCGCUGCUCGUGUUUUUCAUUGGCACGGGGAAUAAUCUGCCAAGCAACAAGAUCGGAUUAUCUGAAGUCGAGUAGCAGAACAGUGUGGCAAUGCACUAUGUAUGUUGUCUAUCGUUUGCUGAUGUAUGUAUGUCGAGGUUGCAUGUGCAAGCAUAUGUAUCGUUUGCUGAUAUAUGCCCAGGUUGCAUGUGCAAGUAUAUAUUGCAAAAACUAUGCACUUGGUAAUGAAUAUCUAUCGACUUGUGUCGAAUGGGGGGUUAAUUUAGUAGUACUUCGUAUAUGUAAGCGAGGAUUGACAUCAAAUUUAGAAUCAUGAAUCCUUGGGUUUGAUUUUAUUGGAUCGUUUGGAUUUCGCUGACUCGCAACUUUUAUGCGAUUAGUGUAGAGUGUAGACUAGGUUCUUGGUUGAAAUGGAAGUAUCUUGUAUAGCAUCGUCCA